Messenger RNA from Oryctolagus cuniculus (rabbit), 2978 nucleotides. It is a transcript of the gene NMD3, whose product is annotated as NMD3 ribosome export adaptor. Gene Ontology annotation, cellular component: nucleus; cytoplasm. Gene Ontology annotation, biological process: ribosomal large subunit export from nucleus. Gene Ontology annotation, molecular function: ribosomal large subunit binding. The record is from RefSeq and is a predicted model, not a curated record. Lineage: Eukaryota; Metazoa; Chordata; Mammalia; Lagomorpha; Leporidae.
CCCCAGCCGUCUCAUCCACACGCGCUCGGCCCCUGCCGGCGCUGGUCCUUCUCUCGCGAGAUCGUGGCUGUGGUGAAGCCGGCUGUGGUGGCCGCUGUCCGGCCGGGGCGUAAGGUGUACAGAACGAUGGAAUAUAUGACAGAAUCCACCGACCGCAACCCUGGACACAUCUUGUGCUGUGAGUGUGGUGUCCCGAUUAGUCCAAAUCCUGCCAAUAUUUGUGUGGCUUGUUUACGAAGUAAAGUAGACAUCAGCCAAGGUAUUCCGAAACAGGUUUCAAUUUCUUUCUGCAAACAAUGUCAAAGAUAUUUUCAGCCACCAGGAACUUGGAUACAGUGUGGUUUAGAAUCCAGGGAACUUCUUGCUUUGUGUUUAAAAAAAAUCAAAGCCCCUUUGAGUAAGGUACGGCUUGUAGAUGCAGGCUUUGUUUGGACUGAGCCCCAUUCUAAGAGACUUAAAGUUAAAUUGACUAUUCAGAAAGAGGUGAUGAAUGGUGCCAUCCUUCAGCAGGUAUUUGUGGUGGAUUAUGUUGUUCAGUCCCAAAUGUGUGGUGAUUGCCAUAGAGUAGAAGCUAAGGAUUUCUGGAAGGCUGUGAUUCAAGUCAGGCAAAAGACUUUGCACAAAAAAACUUUCUACUAUCUGGAACAGUUGAUUCUGAAGUAUGGAAUGCAUCAGAAUACACUUCGUAUCAAAGAGAUUCAUGAUGGUCUGGAUUUCUAUUAUUCCUCAAAGCAACAUGCUCAGAAGAUGGUAGAAUUUCUUCAGUGUACAGUUCCCUGUAGAUACAAAGCAUCACAAAGACUGAUAUCUCAAGAUAUCCAUAGUAACACAUACAAUUACAAAAGCACUUUUUCUGUGGAAAUUGUUCCAAUAUGCAAGGAUAAUGUUGUCUGCCUGUCUCCUAAACUGGCACAAAGUCUGGGAAAUAUGAACCAGAUUUGUGUUUGUAUUCGAGUAACUAGUGCCAUCCACCUCAUAGAUCCAAACACUCUACAAGUUGCAGAUAUUGAUGGGAGCACUUUCUGGAGUCACCCUUUCAAUAGCUUAUGCCAUCCGAAACAGCUAGAGGAGUUUAUUGUAAUGGAAUGCAGUAUAGUCCGAGAUUUGAAACGUAGUGCAGGUGCUGGAAUGAUAUCAAAAAAGCAUACACUCGGGGAAGUCUGGGUACAGAAAACAUCUGAAAUGAAUACAGAUAAGCAGUAUUUUUGUCGCACACAUUUGGGACAUCUUCUAAAUCCUGGAGACCUGGUGUUGGGGUUUGACUUGGCCAACUGUAAUUUAAAUGAUGAACAUGUCAACAAAAUGAACUCUGAUAGAGUUCCAGAUGUGGUAUUAAUCAAGAAGAGCUACGAUCGUACCAAACGUCAGCGGCGUAGAAACUGGAAACUGAAAGAGCUUGCAAGAGAGAGAGAGAACAUGGAUACAGAUGAUGAAAGGCAAUACCAGGAUUUCCUUGAAGAUCUUGAAGAAGAUGAAGCAAUUAGAAAAAAUGUCAACAUUUACAGAGAUUCAACCAUUCCUGUGGAAAGUGACACAGAUGAUGAAGGAGCACCUCGAAUUAGUUUGGCUGAGAUGCUUGAAGACCUUCAUAUUUCCCAAGAUGCCACUGGUGAAGAAGGUGCAUCAAUGAUGACAUAAUGAGAUUGUGUUGUAGACUGUUUCUACAUUUGGGCUCAGGAAAUUGGACAGAAUAACCUUUACUGUGUAUUCUAUCUUUGCGUACCUAUUGUAAGAUGAAAAAUUUGGUUUUAAGAUUAAAUAAAUAUGAUUUUGAUUGCUCACUCAAAGCACUGCAAGAGUUUGAUAGCUUUACAGUUUAAGUAAUAAUAAAAGAUUAUAGAGAAUGUAAUUAUUGAUAUGUAGGCCAUUUUAUGUAUGGAAUCUUUUUUUUAGAAUGAGGCAUUACAGUAUUUUCACCUGCUAUAGUGCUAGAUUUUAAAAGGUGAAAAAUUGUGAUUCCUUGAAUAUUAAAUCUUAAACCAAAAAAUGAGUGUUUACAUUAUUUUCAUUUUGUUUUAUGAGCUUGUGAAGAGUAAUUUUUAAUAUGAACUUGUUAUGCACUUUGAUCCAUUUUAGGUUAUUUUAUAUGUUCUUAUGGUAGAGAAAUUGAGUCUCAGCAUAUCAUUGGGUAGUCAAGAGGAAAGUUAAUCUUUUUUAUUUCUUCAUAAAAUUACAUCUUCAGAUGCUUUUAAACUGAAGGUUAUCUUAAUUUUUAUUGCAUAGAAACAUUUAAAUAUUUAUAGAUUUGUAGCAAACAUAGACUAGUUACUUAAAGAUUAAAUAAUAGUUUGUUCCUUUGUGAUUUUUCUUGGGCAGGCAGCUUAGGGCAGUAGCUGCUUAUGUCAUAAAAAUGUCUUCCUAUCACCUCAAGAAUUUUAGUUUAUGAAUUGAGAUGAAAGAAAUUUUCUAUGUAAGUUGCUAUCAUUGAGCACAUUACCAUUAAAAAGAAAAUUGGAUUCCAGCAUGUAGAGGGUAGUAAUAAAAGUAAGAUAUAUCUUAUAAAACCAUGAGUCAGAUUUGAAUGAGUAAUGCCUCUACAUCCAUCCUGAAAGAAAAGCCUUGGCUUGGAUUCUAAAGUGUUCUGAGAAUGACAUAUUAAGGUCCUAUUUCUGUAAGCAAGAUCAGGCUUACUAUGUAUAACAGAACUAAGAGGUAAUUAAAAAUAUAUACACAACACUAAAUAUUAAAGAGAUGGAGCCAGUACUAAAUGAAACAUUUUCCUUUUUUUCAAGAUUAGACUCCCCAGUUUUGAAGUUAUGAAUAAAGACUUGAACUUCAUAUAAUGGCACCUUUACUGUCUGCAUAUUUAGUUAAAGUUGUGGAUGUAAAAGACAUAUCCUAUACUUGAUGGUAGCCAAGUAGGGCAGGUUUCUCUUAUUUUUUCAAAGGUGAGCAUGGCUGCCUCAAGUGCUCACAUGUUGUCUUUAUCGCUUCUAUGUUAAAAUAUCAGCAUGAAAAUAAAAACAUCUUUUCCCUUU